Rubroshorea leprosula is the source of this 2561-nucleotide messenger RNA. Lineage: Eukaryota; Viridiplantae; Streptophyta; Magnoliopsida; Malvales; Dipterocarpaceae. The record is from the annotation of a GenBank genome assembly.
AUCAUCACAGAUUUACGGCCAUUUCUCUCUUUUUUGUUUUUCUAGUUUUCGCAUCGUCUCUGUCAAGCCAUUCCAGCCAUGGCCAACCAAUUUCUUGCCCAAGAGUUAUAGCAAAGAGGAAGCCUCAAAUCAAAUCAGCCCCUUUGGCAUCAAUUCGGCAAUAUCCAAAAACAAAUUGCCGAAAUUAUUAAUGAAGAACCUUCAUGCCGCGACAACCGGAUCCACAUCGUCUUCAACGAUUCCAUCAAUUUGGGUCCAGUUUUGAAGGAGACAGCCGCUGCACUCCUACGCCUCCACUACCCUCAGCCGAGCAAGCAUCUAUUACCCUUUCAAGUCAAGCCAGAUUGGAGUGAGUGGUCAACACGCAUCGUUGCAUGGCCAAUAGUAACUAAAGGUGAAUGGCCGGCAUGGGUAAAAAGGUUGGAACCUCACUUUGCAGACAUAUGGAAAGCAACUGGAAUUUUUGAAUUUAUUCAUAUGACCACAACUCAAGUGUCGGUAAACAAAGCCAUUUUAACAGUAGCUAUGUGUUUUUGGUCAUGCUCCUAUAACUGCUUUCACUUCCCUUGUGGUGCUAUGUCCAUCUCUCUAUUUGAUAUUUGUUCUUUAACCGGUCUUCCCUGCAUUGGAGAAGAGGUUUCUGCCCUGUUGCCAGCUGUUCCUGUUGAAGAAUAUGACCCCGGUGACACCAGAACAACUUUCUUGAGUUUCCAAAGGAACUCAAUUCUCGCCACCAAGAAGUUCAUUCCUCUUGCUGUCGAUUUGGCACAUGGUAAAAAAUUUGCUCUUGCUCAAUUUAUGCUCGGCUAUAUAUAUCGUGGAUGCUAUGAUGUCACCAUCUUUCCAUUCGGGAAAUUCAGUGGUGCUCUUUGGGUCCUACAAUUGUGGCUUUAUUCUUACUUCCCAACUGUCGCCCCUGAAUUUGAGAAAGUUGAUGAGGAAGAUUUGCUAACUUACGGCAUGUGCGUCCAAGAUGUAAAGAAGCUGCCGCAAAGUUUCAAGACAUAUUUUAACUAUUUCGCAUCCCUCUCAAUUGACCGCUCAAAUGCAGAAUUUGCAGUAUUUCUUGAAAGGAAGUAUGGCCCAAAAUGGUAUAAAGCACAUAGAAACAGUGAGGAAUUCAAAGCUUGCUGGAAAGCUUACAUUUCUCCAAGAGAUUUAUUCAUAGGCUACAGCAUUGGGGGGCCGCAAUCAAGGUGUAGCUCAGAGCUAUACGCUCCUACUCAAUUCUGUCGGCAACUUGGAUAUUGCCAGGACAUCCCUGCUCCACCUCAGUUUACCGGGAAUGUUUGCUUCCCUUUGAGGUUUCUCUUUCCUGACAUCGAAUCAAUACAAGAGCAGGUUCAACUUACCAGCACUUUCCUCAACUCAAUCGACCUUCAGCUACCUCCACUUAGCCAUUCCGACUGCACUAAAGCUUAUAAAGACUGGUGGACGUCACACUUCACAUCACGCUUUUGUGCUGUAAUGAAUUCCUUGGACCAGUUUGCUCCCCCAGAAAAUAACAGAAAGGAAGACAAAAGCAAAGCCGAAAAUCCUCCACCCCUUGGCAAAGUCAAGAAUUCCUCAAAUGAGAAACCAAAGACGCAACCUGCUAAGAGGAAAACGUCUUCUCCACAGAUUUCUGAUAAAGAGGAUGCACCAAAUAAAAUUGCAAAAGAAUCAAAUGAGGAAGCUGACUUCUCAAGAGAAGAAUUGCAGCCGGUCACCACCUCACCGCCAAGGCCUAUUGCUCCUGCAAAGGCUACUUCACUCAUGAUUGAGAUAGAUGAUGAUGUCCUUGAGAGUGAGGUUUUUGCUCAAUUGGACCUCUUGGAUGACUUCUUGGAAAUAGAAAGGUCCAUGCCUCCUCGCUCAAAAGAUAAGAUCAUGGAAGAAGAAAAGAACAAUCCGGAUAUCCCUUCUCAAGAAUCCAUCGAUGCUGCCACCCACCUGCUUCUUGAGCUAUUGAAUGGUAAUCCAUCUGAACUUUGCCAAAUCGUUGAUCAAAAUGAGGCAUUCAAUGCUGCUGAGGUCUUGAGCAAGGCUCCCACACUGGAUGCAUCAGUGCGUAUGUUCUGGAGCAAUUUCCCUACUGUUUACAAGAACUUUAGCCAACAGUUUAUGAAUGAGAAGAAAGUUGUGUCAGAAGCAACCGCGGCUGCAGAUCUUGCCCGGCAAUGUAAAGAUGCAGUGGAGAAGAAAAAGAGUAUUUAUGAAAAGGUGAAAAAUAGCAUUAGCACCCAAAUGAAGCUGCAUCAAGAUAACCUAGAUGAGAUUGCCAAACUAGAAGCCCGCCUUGCCGAGUUGAAAAAGGCAACAACAAAGGAAGAAGACAACCUCAAAUCCCUUAGAGCCGAGAGAAGCAAAUUACUAGUUGAGCUCAAGGAAGAAGGCCGUGAAGCUUUGGCUGCAAAGAGUGAGGCUGCACAACAGGAGGAGAAAGCAAAGGAAGCCAACAACACACUGCAACAAAUGAGAGAUGAGUGGGCCACCUGGAUGCAAAACCUUUGUUAGGUUUUUUUUUUUUAAAACAUCAUUCCUCCUUGUCACGGCCAUUAAGCCGCUUGAACAUUUGUUUC